This is a messenger RNA of Labrus bergylta (ballan wrasse), 5718 nucleotides long. The record is from RefSeq and is a predicted model, not a curated record. Lineage: Eukaryota; Metazoa; Chordata; Actinopteri; Labriformes; Labridae.
UUACCCCCGGCCUGACGGACAGUAAGAGCGAUGGCGGGGGACACUUCGACGGAGCUUCUUUUUCUAGAUACGUUUAAGCAUCAAAAUGCGGAGUUAACCAACGUGGAUGUGGUGAGGUUUCCCUGCGGGGUGCUGAUCACAGAGGUGAGGGUCAUUCCUCCAGGGAUCAAAGCUCACAGCAACCUACCUGACAACAGAGCUUUUGGGGAGACGUCUCCUCAUGCCUUCCAGUUGGAGCUGUUCUUCAACAAUGUCACCAAACCCAAUAACCCAACGUUCCACCGACUGGGCAGCCUGGAGUAUGAUGAGAACAAGUCCAUCGUGUUCAGACCCAGUGGAAAGGUGAACACAGACGGCCUGGUGUUGCGUGGCUGGUACACCAGUCUGACAGUAGCAGUGUACGGGACAGCAGAGCGCUCACAUGGACACGACCAAGGCUCACCCCCUCCUCCUCCACCCCCACCUCCUCAACAGCCAGGUGGGCCAAAGAGGCUCAUUAAACAAGAGUGGGAAAAAGAGGACCAGUACAAUGGAAGCCCACCUAGACCAGCACCCAGAGGGCCUCGAACUCCUCCUGGGCCUCCACCUCCAGAUGAUGAUGAUGAAGAGCAGGUCCAAGUGACGGUGGGUGUGAACAAAGAAGAGCCAUGCCAGGGCAGAGAUGAUUACCUGGAGGCUGUCUCACCUGAGAGAUCGCUGCCUGCUAAUGAAGAAUACUCAGAUGCUGAACAAGAGGAAGAAGCUGAGGAGGAAGAUGAGCCAGAGGAGGAGGAAGACGCACGGACCGAGGGGAGCGUCCCUGAAGAUGAGGAGGAAGAAGAGGAAGAUGAGGGUGAUGACGGCUAUGAGCAGAUCUCAAGCGAUGAGGAUGAUCUUGACAAUGGUAGCUUUAAGCUUCCCAGCUUUGACAUGGACUACACUCCUGAGGACCUGGCAUCUGUUCCACCUGUCCAGUAUGACCCAUAUGAGCGAGAACUCAGACCCCUGCUCUACUUCACGCCCCCAUACAAAACCCGCUUUGAUACCCAGUUUGAAAAGGCCAGUGUAGAGGAACCCAGGGACGCAGGUGGAACAGAAGAACAAACAGAUGGAGAGCCGACUGAUGCUGUCUCUCAGCUGAAAGAGCUCCUAGCUGGCAUUGGAGAGGACAGAGAUCCUCGCUGGGUAACUGCUGUGGAAGAGGCUCCUGGACUUUUGGCCAAAGGCUUGGCUCUCUUAAUUAAACAAGGGGAGCAAGAAAUGGAGGGUCCUGUUGGGGUUUUAGCUCAAUGGGCAAUCCAGUCUCUCAAUAUGGAGAUUGCGCUCACCCAACCAAUUGCAAUUAAUCUCAGACAGUUGAAAGCUGGGGCCAAGCUGGCAUCAUGUCUAGCAGAAUGUCCACAGGGCUUGACAGCCCUGCUGCGUGAAGGAGUCCUGGAUGUGCUGCUGGAGCUGCUCCAUGCAGACCAUGUGUCCUCCACACUGAAGCUCAGUUUCCUGAGAGCUCUGGGUGCUCUGAUCAGCACUCCUGCUGGUGUAGAGGCUUUUCUGCAUGCAGGAGAGUCGGAGAAGAGUGGCUAUCAGCGCUUAGUCCAGCUGUUCCUGCGAGAAGAAACAGUCAGGGUCAUAACUGCAGGCAACACCAUACUGCAGAAAAGUCACAUGUAUGAGGUCCUCUUGGAUCUGCAGAGAGCAGCAGCAGCGUGGAGUGAACCACAGCAGGUAGAUACAUUAAAUAACUCAACAUUUCAAAGUGUAUUUGUUGCUUCCUCGAGUAAAAAUGUAUUUUUAUUAAUCAUAACUGACUGUAAUUCUCAGGAGGAGAUGGAGGAAGCUGACAGCCCCAUGGAGGAGGAGCCGUCACUAAGCCCCUCCCCUGUGAGUGAGGCAGAGCUCGACAGACUGGCGGGGGUUUUGGAAGAGUUGCAUCACCUGCUAGAGACGGCCCCUAACUGCAUGGUGCAGCCGCCCGGGAAAGCCUUUCCCACUUCUUCUAGGAUAACAGGACCGCAGGAGAGGGAUGACCCAUACCCAACACUGUACAGGUACAUGCAUGCAUGCCGUUUUCUGGAGAGCACAUCGGUGGUUUUGUCAGCAGCCGCAGCAGCUGGUCACCUUGGUGUCACCCAGUCAGUGAGAGACAUCCUCCGCUUUCUGUCGCUCACCCAGCCAGGCCUACUGUUCCUCCUCGCCCAGCCUACUCCUUCAAAUCUGCUCCUGCGCCUCCUGGCAUCAAUGGCAGAAACAGAGAUUGAGGAAACAACCUUUACAGGGGGAGAGGGAAGUCUCAUGGGACCAGGGUUUGGUGAAGAGGGCUUUGGCGUGUGGCUGAUGCAGGCACUGCACGCCCUUCAGGGUGUCUCCGAGCUUAUGAGCCACGUAGCCUCAGGAGGAGACGGGCUAGAGGAGGGUGACAACGCAGAGGUUCUGAGCAUGCUCCAUGGGCUCUACCUGAUGACUUUCACACAGACCGGUCGCAGUGCUGUGGCCCAUGUUCUCAGCAUGGACAACCACCUGUCCUGUCUGGUUACCCUGCUGCAGCAUCACAGCAGCAAGGACGGACAAGGUGAGACCAAAGCUCGCAAAACAGUGACCUAUAACUACGCCUGUAUGCUGGUUUUAGUGGUGGUGCAGAGUUCCAAUGAACUGCGGAUGAUGGAACAAUAUGCCGCCCCACUACUCACCAUAGCAAAGGCUGAUGACACAAACGCUAAGCUACAGGAGCUUAGCAAAUGGCUGGAGCCUCUGGACAAACUGCGCUUUGAGAUUGGUAGCAUUCCCACCCUCAUAGACUACAUCAAACAGAAUGUGGAAAAUGUGUUGACUGCUGAUGGGACUGGACUGGUUACUGCUCUCAGGGUCCUUAAUCACAUUGCCUGCCCCCCAACUACUGCUGAGGCUCAGCAGAGGGAUCUCAAGUGGAGUCUUGCAGGGGUCCAGCUCUUCUCCGGUGAGGGUCUUGAUACGUGUGUGCGUGUCCUACAGAAGCUGUGCAGCGUGCUGCUGCAGCCUUGGCGUGUGCACGGACACAUGGGCCCCACGCCACAGCGUUGCAUGAUCCUCAGUAUAUGCAUCAGUACACUGCGGUUGCUGCGCACCAUGCUGAUGGAGUUACUACGCGGAGGAGCUUUCCAAUUCAGGGACACACGUGUUGCCAAUGUGUUAGUGACACUCCACAUGAUAGUAUGCUCCAUCCCUGCAUCUGGACGUCUAGACGGAGAGGAGACCAGAGUGCAGGCCCUAAUUGUUGAUGUAUUGCUUACGUUUUCGCAGGGCGUCAAUGAAGAGGUGACUCAUACAGAAGAGACUCUGGCCAGCAACACCUGGUCUCUGAUGCUCAAGGAGGUUUUGGGAUCACUGCUGAAAGCUCCUGAAGGUCUGUUCUCUGGUCUGACGUUGCUUUCAGAGCUCCUUCCUCUUCCGCUGCCAAUGCAGAGCACUCAGGGGAUUUCAGUCCAAGAUGUGGCUGUAGCCUUAAACACAAGGAAGUUGUGGAGCAUGCACAUACGAGCACAGUGGAAAGUGUUUUCCGAGGCUUUUAGGUGUGCGUGUGCCACCAGCUGCCCUCCUCUCCUGGCCAUGCUGAAGAGAAUGUGUGUGCAGCUGGCUGAUCUGUCUUCACCCAGCGCGACUCUCAUCAUGAAGACUCUGCUGGAACUGCUGCUGGAGGAGCUGCAGCCGGUGGAGGGGAAAAGUGUUUGCUGGGGCCAGAGCCUGCGUCUGCUGUCUUUGUUGGAUGCUCUGGUGUCGCAGAAAGCUUGUAAAAGCGCAGCACUGCACCUGCUGUCCGGCUCUGUGUCCGGAGAUGAACAACUAGCUGACCUGUUCCCGCUGCUGCUGUCUUUGGCAGUCCCUCCAACUGAUAACUCCUUACAACAGCAGCAAUGCAGUGAACUAGUGGGGACAAUAUUACAAUCACUCUGUGACCAGGACAUUUCUCUGGUGGCUUCUCCGAACGUUGAGAGCUGUGUGUCAGAGGUCGAGCAGCUUGCUAAUGCACUCCCAGGGAGAGAAAUGAUGUCGUCAGUGUGCAGCACCCUGAUGGACAUUUUGGGGAAUUCUGACAGCAGUGUCCCGCUCCUACUCACCUGUAUCAGGACUUUGACAUUCCUCACUGAGCACGACUACGGACUCUACCACCUCAAAGUUGCUUUGAAGAAACAUGGUGCCGGUCUUAGCUCAUUGUUGAAGAGAUUGGUGUUUAACUUCAAUAAGGAUUCAGCAGAUCUGCUCUCAGCUCUGCUGGACUUCCUCAGGCAGAUCGUCAACACAGACACAAUGAGUGUUGAGGAGGGGCAGGGGUCCAGCGAGGAGCACGCUUUCACUCCUCCGCGGCUGCUGUCUGGCACUGAGAUGAAAGCUCUGCUGCAGUGGGAUGAGUCUGAGUCCCAUCCCCUCCCCACUUUAGAGAAACAGAUCACGAAAUUAUGUAAGGAAGAUGAGUCACUGGAGACGCUGUUGGAGAAUGUCAUUGUUCUGAGGCAGACGCUGGAGACGGCCACAGACACGCCUCCUGCAGUUGAUACUGAACCCACUCUGCCAGCGCCUGAAACGCUCGGUGCCCAGUUUAAUCACAGGACUGUGUUCAUUCUAUCGGAAGCUUUGGAUGAGCAGCUGAAGACUCUUUGGUUCUCUCCUUUCCAAACUGACGACAUAGAACCAGACCUUGACAUGGUGAAGGUGGAUCUGGUGGGUCUGGCUCAGGAGUGCUGCCCAGAACUAGACCUGAAGGCAGAGCUGGAGCGCUCCUUCCUGUCUGAGCCCUCGUCUCCCGGUCACAAUAAAACUACAAAAGGUUUCCGGCUGGGCAAACACAAGCACGAGACGUUUAUCACAUCAAGUGGUAAAUCCGACUACACUGAGCCGGCCAAGAGAGCCCACAUCAUGGCUGCUCCUCGCGGCCGCGGAGGUCGAGGAGGGUUUGGACAGAAUCUUUGCCGACCUCACGAUAUCUUCCGCCAGCGUAAACAAAACACCUCACGUCCUCCCAGCAUGCAUGUGGAUGACUUUGUGGCAGCCGAAUUUAAAGACAUUACAACCCCUCUUGGACUUAUGCUACCCAAACGUCUCCCUAAGAGCUCCCCAAAACCCCCCACCAGAGGUCUGUUCACUGGAAACAGAGGCAGAGGCACCUUCCACAGUCAGACGCGCUUUUUCACUCCACCACAACCUAAAGGUGUAAUGCUGUCUGGUAACUAUGCUCGCAGAGAGGGAGGCCGUGGUGGUUCUUCGUGGAGUGGACAAGUUCCAGCAGUGACCCACAGAGGAACCUACAGUGAACCCCGCGGAGGCCAAAGCAACUUCACACGAGGACCAAUGCCCUCACGACAACCACCAGCAAGUGCAUAUCGUCUGGCUCCACGUGACCGGGCCCCACGGGGCAGAGGGGGGGCUGGACUGUCAUGGCUUAACGCCGGAGGAGGUGGUGGAGGUGCUGGAGGAGGCGGUGGGGGAGGUGGAGGAGGAGGAGGGAGAGGAUCUCAGGGGAGCAAGUUCAGUGGCGGGGGAGGGAGCGGAGGUGGGAGAGGCAGACAUGUUCGCUCCUUCACCAGGUAAACUCACCUGGGCAAUGACUGCAGCCUUUCAUGGCAACAUACGGACCAAUCAGGAUAAUACGUACUGUCUCCAUGGAAAAGUGGUGGGAUGAUGUUGUCAUGAUGAUGUAAAGACUCUGUGUUGAUGUUUUAUGUUUUGUUUUCAUGAGUUGUAUUCAGAUAAUAAAGGUCAUAGAAGCCUAGA